AUGGCAUCGUUUAGGUUCUGUGCUGAAUGCAACAAUAUGUUAUAUCCCAAGGAGGAUAAGGAAAAUUCAAGAUUGUUGUAUUCUUGUAGAAAUUGUGACUAUACCGAGCUUGCUGAAAAUCCAAAAGUAUACAGACAUGAAUUGAUUACGAAUAUUGGGGAGACUGCUGGAGUAGUUCAAGAUAUAGGCAGCGAUCCAACCUUGCCGAGAUCAGACAAAGAGUGUCCUGCUUGUGGAAAUCAUGAUUGUGUUUUUUUUCAAUCACAACAAAGGAGAAAAGAUACUUCUAUGAUUCUAUUCUAUGUUUGUUUAGAGUGUAAGAAUGUAUUCCGUGCAUGA
Molecule: messenger RNA, 339 nt
Organism: Priceomyces carsonii
Lineage: Eukaryota; Fungi; Ascomycota; Pichiomycetes; Serinales; Debaryomycetaceae
Product: DNA-directed RNA polymerase II core subunit
Exons: 1
Coding region: 1-339 (112 amino acids)
Biological process (GO): maintenance of transcriptional fidelity during transcription elongation by RNA polymerase II; transcription initiation at RNA polymerase II promoter; DNA-templated transcription
Cellular component (GO): RNA polymerase II, core complex
Molecular function (GO): zinc ion binding; nucleic acid binding; DNA-directed RNA polymerase activity
Source: RefSeq, a predicted model, not a curated record